AAACCGGAAGACCGUGAGUAGCUGCGGCGGGGCUGACCCAUCCUGAGUGCCAAAGCUGGGGUUCUACUUAAAAUUUCCCUCGUGGUGUCAGGGUCCGGCGAGCAUCACGCCGAAGUCCACUUUCCAGACGACCACGACGAGACCGGGGUCACUGCAUUUUCUGGGAGGCACUGUGCGUGACAGUAGGAAGACAAUGCUGAGAUGCAGUCCGUGGCUGUGGAGUAACUCCAGCGUCUUGGGGGUGUAGUCUGUAAAUGUAUGAUGAUGUUUCGAGCUGUGAGAGAGGCUGCCCCUUGCCGUCUAUCUGACUCCAACUCUACUGCUCUCCACCUCGCUCACUCUGGCUGCCUCGUUUCUCACACACUUCACUGCUCUAGGAUUUUCACAGUUGUUGAUCGUUUUGCCUGGAACCCUCUCCACAGUUGUGUACGUGGUUCUCUCCUUCACUGGGUUCAGGCUGUGCUCAAAUGCCACCUUCUCAACGAGACUUUUCCUGGCUGGGUUUGCUGAAACCGUGCCCUCAGCCCAUUACCAGAUCCCCUUCUCCUGGACGGGUGGUUUGCUUUAAUACAGUUUUCAGUACUGCUUGGCAUUGGGCUACGUAUUUGUUUUUUGUUAUCUGCUUCCUCAAAGAGCAUAUGCUUUCCAUCGUGCACUUUUCUCUCCUCAGGAACCCUGGCGCCCCUUACCAGCUUCCAGUCUCUCGAGGUGGCCAGUGUGGUGCUUGGUCCUUAUUUCCGGGAUGGACUUCCCCCACUCCCUCCGCCCCGCGUUGUUUAUGACUGGACCCCUUGGUCUGAGCGACAUCCCUGACCUCUCUUUCAUGUGCAGCUGGCAACAUGCGCUGACUCUGCCAGAGACCCAGCCCCAGAACUCAGAGAGUGGGGCACUGCAUGUGACCAAGGACCUGCUGUGGGAGCCGGCGACCCCUGGGCCUCUCCCCAUGCUGCCUUCCCUCAUCGAUCCCUGGGACCCUGGCCUGACUGCCCGGGACCUGCUUUUCCGCGGAGGGUACCGGUAUCGGAGGCGACCCCGAGUCGUGCUGGAUGUUACUGAGCAGCCGGUUCCUCUGGGAUCAUGGAGACGUAGCCUUUGCACCCCUGGGGAAGCUGAUGCUGGAGAAUUUCAAGCUGGAGGGAGCAGGGGUGAGUGGCCCAUGACACCAGGGGUAGGGACUCCCUGCUGUCCUUCAGGGGUGAACUUGAGGGUGUGUGAGCUUGACGAGGCCUUUCCAUGCAGAGCCGCACUAAGAAGACGACAGUGGUCAGUGUGAAGAAACUGCUCCAAGACCUCGGUGGACACCAGCCCUGGGGGUGUCCCUGGGCUUACCUCAGCAACCGACAGCGCCGCUUCUCUAUCCUUGGGGGCCCCAUCCUGGGCACAUCGGUGGCAAGCCACUUGGCAGAGCUGCUGCACGAGGAGCUGGUGCUGCGGUGGGAGCAGCUGCUUCUGGAUGAGGCCUGCACUGGGGGUGCGCUGGCCUGGGUGCCUGGAAGGACACCCCAGUUCGGGCAGCUGGUCUACCCUGCUGGAGGCGCCCUGGACAGGCUGCGUAUCCUUUCUUGCGAGACAGGAGAUCCCAGCGGGCUCCCGUCUGGUGGAGGAGGAGGUGCUCUUGGCAUGGUCCAGGGAAGGGCAGGAAUGUGGGGCUUGCAGUGGCCACAGCUCGUGCACUGAUCCUUAGUGAGAGGCCCAGAUUUUCAAGAGGUUGUUCUGAGCCCAGGUGACAGUCCCCAAUUCCUUGGGAACCCUGGACGCAUCCAGCUCCAGGGACCUGUCCGGCAGGUGGUGACAUGCACUGUCCAGGGAGAAACUCUGCUGGCCGUCCGCUCUGACUACCAUUGUGCCGUGUGGAAGUUCGGUAAACAGUGGCAGCCAAGCCUUCUGCAGGCAAUGCAGGUGGAGAAGGGGGCCACAGGGAUCAGCCUCAGCCCUCACCUGCCCGGGGAGCUGGCCAUCUGCAGCCGCUCAGGAGCCGUCUGCCUGUGGAGCCCUGAGGAUGGGUAUUGCCACUUCCCAUGAAACCCCCCACCCUAACACACUGAACUCUGGCCCGUCACUCCCUGUUCAGCAUGUCGCGACCCUUGAUUCCCUUCCACAUCAGCCUGUCCCCUCUACCCAUGGCUUGCCCAUCUCCCCAAGGCUGCAGCAAGUCUACAAGGACCCCGAGACCCUUGUGUUCCGGGACUCCUCUUCCUGGCGUUGGGCAGACUUCACCGCCCACCCUCGGGUGCUGACUGUGGGUGACCGCACUGGAGUGAAGAUGGUUGACACUCAGGGCCCGCCGGGCUGUGGUCUGUUGCUUUUUCGUGUGGGCGCAGAGGCUUCGUGCCAGAAAGGGGAGCGUGUCCUGCUCACCCAGUACCUGGGGCACUCCAACUCUGAAUGCCUGCCCCCUACUCUCCAUCUCGUCUGUACCCAGUUCUCUCUCUACCUAGUGGAUGAGCGCCUCCCCCUGGUGCCGAUGCUGAAGUGGAACCAUGGCCUCCCCUCCCCACUCCUGCUGGCCCAACUGCUGCCUCCGCCCCGACCCGGCUGCGUGCAGCCCCUGCUCCUCGGAGGCCAGGGUGGGCAGCUGCAGCUGCUGCACCUGGCUGGAGAAGUGGCGUCGGUGCCUCGCCUGGCAGGCCCCCCCCAGUCUCUUCCCUCCAGGACUGACUCCCUCCCUGCAUUUCCUCUGCUGGAGCCUAAGAUCCAGUGGCGGCUGCAGGAGCGCCUGAAAGCACCAACCAUAGGUCUGGCCGCCGUCGUCCCACCCUUGCCCUCGGCGCCCACACCAGGCCUGGUGCUCUUCCAGCUCUCGGCGGCGGGAGACGUCUUCUACCAGCAGCUCCGCCCCCAGGCGGACUCCGACCACCGCAGAGACUCCGGGCCUCGCAGCGACACCGAAUCUGACUGUCAUGCCCCCACUGCUUCCUGGACCUCCCAGGACACUGCCGGCUGCAGCCAGUGGCUGAAGGCCCUGCUAAAAGUGCCCCUGGCUCCUCCUGUGUGGACAGCACCCACCUUCACCCACCGCCAGCUGCUGGGUAGCAUAGAGCGGCGGCGGGAGGAAGAGGAAGGGCAGCGGCCGGACGUGCUCCGCAAGGCCAUGGCCCAAGGGCGGCUCCUGCUGCAGAGAGACCUGGGCUCCCUCCCUGCGGCAGAGCCACCCCCUGCGCCCGAGUCAGGCCCAGAGGACAAGCUCAGUGAGCGCCUGGGGGAAGCCUGGGCAGGCCGAGGGGCUGCCUGGUGGGAGAGGCAGCAGGGCAGGACCUCAGGGCCCGGUAGACAGCCCAGGCGGCCCAAGCGCCGGACCCAGCUGUCCAGCACCUUUUCGCUCAGUAGCCAUGUGGACCCCUCAGAGGACACCAGCCCCCCUCACAGCCCUGAGUGGCCACCUGCUGAUGCUCUGCCCCAGCCCCCCGUGACCCCACCCUCCCAGGAGCUGACUCCGGAUGCGUGUGCCCAGGGCGUCCCCGCAGAGCGGCGGCAGAUGCUCCAUGACUCCAUGGCUAAGCUGCCACCCCAAAGGGGCACCCCAGGAUGUGCCGCCACACCCCCCUCCUCCCAGGCCUCCAGCGUCUGGACCACCCGCUCCCAGCAGCACACACCCAUCCUCUCUGGCUCUCAGCGCCCCCGGAAGAAGCCUCGAAUGGGCUUCUGAGGACACAAGGUGGCCUGCCCUCAAGCCCCAGAGAGCCCCUCAUCCUUCCUCCGGGACCAGAUGUGCCUUCCACAGUUGAAACUUAAGAAGCAGAGCUCGCCGGGCGCCGUGGCUCAAGCCUGUAAUCCCAGCACUUUGGGAGGCCGAGACGGGCGGAUCACGAGGUCAGGAGA
Messenger RNA from Cercocebus atys (sooty mangabey), 3819 nucleotides. RefSeq names its product TATA box binding protein (TBP)-associated factor, RNA polymerase I, C, 110kDa (gene TAF1C). The transcript is spliced from 12 exons. NCBI's taxonomy places the organism in Eukaryota, Metazoa, Chordata, Mammalia, Primates, Cercopithecidae. Gene Ontology annotation, molecular function: RNA polymerase I core promoter sequence-specific DNA binding; protein binding. Bases 2000 to 3646 code for a protein of 548 amino acids. Gene Ontology annotation, biological process: transcription by RNA polymerase I. Gene Ontology annotation, cellular component: fibrillar center. The record is from RefSeq and is a predicted model, not a curated record.